Aspergillus puulaauensis is the source of this 267-nucleotide messenger RNA. RefSeq lists its product as uncharacterized. The coding region runs from base 1 to 267 and encodes 88 amino acids. The record is from RefSeq and is a predicted model, not a curated record. NCBI's taxonomy places the organism in Eukaryota, Fungi, Ascomycota, Eurotiomycetes, Eurotiales, Aspergillaceae. The transcript has 2 exons.
AUGGGAGAGCGGCUGCAGUGGUGUGUGGAGGGGGGUGACUAUAAGGCGAGUUAUUUGUUGCCGGAGGAUGAUUCAUCAGGACUCAUGGAUGAAGUUGGAAACGAGAAACAGCUGCAAUCUGGAGGGUUAUUGAUCAGCGAGACCGCUGUCCCGGGCUUCGAGGCGGCGGACCACGAGUUUCUGACGCAUGAGACGAUGGAGAAGUUACUUACACCUGAACAGGUGAAAGAGCUGCAAUGGUUGCUCAGGAACCACGAGGUGUCCUGA